CUGCGGAAGACCACGCACAUUUCCAGAUCCUAGAGACCUGGUAGUCACCUAACUGCUUCCUGCUGCUCGCAGGUGGAGAUUCCUUCAUUCCUCACCAGCCUGGCUUUGAACUGCAGACACAUCCAUCACCUUCCGGCAUGGCUAGUGUGGAUCAGCUUGAAGGCACCAUCCAGGUGCAGGGCCAGAGCCUCUUCUUCAGAGAGGUCCGGCCUGGCAAUGGGCAGGCUGUUCGCUUCUCUGUGCUGCUGUUGCAUGGUAUCCGCUUCUCCUCUGAGACUUGGCAGAACCUGGGUACUCUGCAUAAGCUGGCCGAGGCUGGCUACAGGGCUGUGGCCAUUGAUCUGCCAGGUCUUGGGCGAUCUAAGGAAGCAGCAGCUCCUGCCUCUACUGGGGAACUGGCCCCUGGCAGCUUCCUAGCUGCUGUGGUGGAUGCCUUGGAGCUGGGACCCCCAGUUGUGAUCAGUCCAUCAUUAAGUGGCAUGUAUGCACUGCCCUUCCUCGUGGCCCCUGGGUCCCAACUCCGGGGCUAUGUACCAGUGGCUCCCAUCUGCACAGACAAAAUCAAUGCUGCUGACUACGCCAGUGUGAAGACUCCAGCUCUCAUUGUAUAUGGAGACCAGGACCUCAUGGGCUCCUCCAGCUUCCAACACCUGAAGCAGCUGCCCAACCACAGAGUGCUGGUCAUGGAAGGGGCAGGGCAUCCCUGUUACUUGGACCAGCCUGAUGCGUGGCAUAAGGGGCUGCUGGAUUUCCUGCAAGGGCUGGCAUGAGACUCAGGCCUGCUGACAGGGGGCAAACUGCCUGCUCUAGCACCUCUUGCUGUCUUCUCCUGGUCUCUUGGCUUCUGCCUCACCUGCAACAGGUCUGUCUAUACAUCUGUCUGGGUUCCUGUCAUUUCUGUUUUUCUCUUGCAGCGACAGAUCAGAUCAAGGAGGUAAAAUCAAGUGGGGAAAGCCUUGAAUUCCAGGGGAGAACUCUGAGUGUGGGUAAUCCAUGAGCUGCUCCUUGGCUUCUUGCUUGGCUCUCACUUCUGCCUUUACUUUCUGAUCCAUCUCCUUCUUCAGCUGUUCUGCAAAACAGCCAUUCCUUCUGCUCCCCUGGUCUUGGACCACAGACAACAUAAGGGUAUGCUUGUUUAGAUCCAUCCCACACCCAAACAGAAACUUUCCCUUGGGAGCCGCACAGGGGUCCACAUGACUGGACCAACACCACUUUCUUGUGCAGCUUUGAAUCACAUGCUUGCACAGGUAUGUGUGCAGAUCCCUGAAGGAGGGAGUCUUUGUAAGAGAUCCACUUGUCAGGAUAAAAAUGUGGCCACCCCUAGAUUUCUCUUACCUAUCCGUUGCAACUGGUCCCAGACCAGAAUUGCUUCCUCAGAAGGGGAGGUGCACCCCUUCUUCUUGGGGGAUUGGGGGGCUGCACAACUCCCCAGGCCAUCAAGCACUAAUCUUCUCAGCUGAGCCUAUUUCCUGCUCUGAGGUUUGGGAGUGGGAUGGGGAGACCGACUUCGGAGGUCUCUGAAAUAAAGUGAUACAAUCAGACCUCA
This is a messenger RNA of Arvicanthis niloticus (Nile rat), 1546 nucleotides long. It is a transcript of the gene Abhd14b, whose product is annotated as abhydrolase domain containing 14B. Lineage: Eukaryota; Metazoa; Chordata; Mammalia; Rodentia; Muridae. The record is from RefSeq and is a predicted model, not a curated record. Gene Ontology annotation, biological process: positive regulation of transcription by RNA polymerase II. Gene Ontology annotation, molecular function: hydrolase activity. Gene Ontology annotation, cellular component: cytoplasm.